Molecule: messenger RNA, 5917 nt
Organism: Parasteatoda tepidariorum (common house spider)
Lineage: Eukaryota; Metazoa; Arthropoda; Arachnida; Araneae; Theridiidae
Biological process (GO): positive regulation of transcription by RNA polymerase II
Cellular component (GO): nucleus
Molecular function (GO): transcription coactivator activity
Source: RefSeq, a predicted model, not a curated record
CUCUAAUGGAUGGAUCGCCAGGUCUGGAUCUAUUUCUGGAUCAUUCUCCGAUCCUCUCUCUGAAUCAGAUGCUACACUACCUCUUCCCUGAAGCAAUUCCAGACGAUGAGAUGAGGAUGCUGGAGAGGAGAUCUCCUCUCCCUGCUCCUUAAGCUUCUAUUCCAUUCCCCUUGUGUUCCACAUUCUUGCAGAUGCUCAAUGGUGAAACAUACACACACUUUGUCUUUUGUUGUUCUGCUCAUCCACGUGUUUCUAUCACCAGCGAUCGACCAACGAGUGUGAUUCACCGAUUUAGAGUUCGAAUCAGUGUUGAUUUUUAGAGAGAUUUGUGCCGUACCAAUCAUACAUGAAAAUAUUAACUCCAAACAACAGUUUUACUUCCUUCAUUGUAUUUCUAAAUAAGAAAUAUUUAUCAAUUUAGAGUUUGGAUCGGUGUCGUUCUUAGAAAGAUUUGUAUCGUGCAAUUCAAAACUCAUAAUUCAUCAACUUGUACACGCUUGAUUGUAUUUCUAAACAAGAGACAUUUAUCAAUUUAGUGAUUGAAUUAGUGUCAUUCUUAGAAUACUUUGUGUUUUGUGCCAACCACUAAUUCUACAUUAAAGAGCUCCGAUCUAUAGCUAAUCAACUUGUACAGGCUUGAUUGUAUUCCUGAAUAAGCUCUUUUUGUCCAUUUAGAGUUUGGAUCAAUAUCAUAAGUUUUAUGUUCUUUGCUACAUGAAACAUAUGAAAUAUAAACUUUAAUUCAUCAAAGUAACUAGUUUGUGUUUGAUUGCAUUUCGGAACAAGCAACGUUUGACUACACAGUACUGCGUCUAAACAAUAAUUUUGUUUCACUUAUUUCAUCCCUCCCCGCCAAUCACUAAGAAAUAAUCCGAGAUCGCUUCUAUAGUUUUAAAAGUUCUCAAUAAUACUUGGUAGUUGUUUUUAAUUUAAAGAAUGUAUGAAUGUUUAUAUCUAUGAAGCUUUGUUUACGGCUAUUUUAAUUUCAUCGCAAUUUUGACAAUUACGAAAAAAAAAAGUCAACCUAACCGCAGUGAAUGGAAUUUCUGUCAUUUGUUUUGACAAUUUAAAAAGAAACCUGAUAAUUUUGUUUGACGGAAACGGAAGUGGUACUGGACUAUAUGGAAGACACAACUCAAUUCAAACAGCCGAUGGUGGUCUUCAAAACGUGGUUUUGUGUUUUGUGAUUAACUUAUGUUACAAUGAUCUUACCUGUUAGGCGUGGAAUCUAUUUUUUAUUAUGUGUUGCGAUCAUAUUUUUUGUUCUAUCACUCUAAUUUUACCGUCUUUUUACUGUGAAAUAUCGUCUUGAUCAUGUUCAGAAUCAUGUCGUAAAAAAAACGUUGUAAACAUUCCCAUUAAGUGGACCAAAAUUCGAAUAUCGGACCUUUACUUUUUGGUUUUUUUCAUUCACAACUUUAUCUGUGACUUAUUGAUGACUAAACCAUCUAAUGCGAGAUUGUGACUUGUCGGCCAUGUUGGACUGUGAAGACGGCGAAAAAGAAGUGAACUCCAAUUGCAAACAUUGCGAAGCCAGUGGAGAAAGUCAGAAAUCACAGAGCUAUUGGAACAUUUCUCUGGACUUGGAUCUGUUACAAACAAUCGUCAAUUUUUACCCAGAGUGGUUCAAAGACUGCAACAUGAAUGCGGUUGCUGAGGGCAAAGAUACGGACUCCAUGUGUCUCACCUCCGCUGACCUAAAAAAUUCUAUCAAAUUACAAAACGGCGACUCUCUACACAGGCUUCUAGACAAGAACAAAGAAUCUCUAAAAUCUCCUCCAGCAUUCCAUGAACAUAGGCAAAAGUUAGUAAAAGCAAGAAUAGGUAGUAUUUUAAAGCAUAAACUUCCAAAAGAGCUUGACAAGCAUGAUAUAAUUCAGCAAGCACUUGAAGAAUCUGCCAAUGAUUCUAGUUUUCAAGAAAGACAAAAGCCCGUCAAGAAAUCUUCUAGAACGGAAUCUGUACACAACCGAUAUUCACACAACUCAGCAACAUUAGAAUUAGUCAAAGAAAAUAUUUUUUCUGAUGAACUGUUGGCAAAAGCAGUUCGAGAAAGUGCAUUGGCCUUCAAGAGACCAUGUAACACACCUUCUCCGAAAAUGAGGUUAGGCCUGGACGACGAUAGCUGUAGCGACGAUAUAUUCUCGCCAUCUCCCCCUUACGAACUAAACGAACAUUCCCAGGGCAGUUUGCCGUCGCUGGAGGCAAGUGAACCCUCUCCGAAUCCCAACCAGGGCUCUCCAUGUUCCGGGAUCACGUCCUUUUCCCUGUCACCUCCUAGCUCAGUGUCAUCUCCACUGUCCAUCCUUCCAGCCGUUGUUUCACCUCAAUCGACGCACGACCACAUCGCCGAAUAUAUUGUCCACAUGCAACAGCCACAGAAUUGUGUGAAAGAGACCAACAAAAACAGGAAGAAGACGAAGCCAAAAACGCAGCCAAAAGCGAGAACAAUCAAAUUCCACGAAUACAGGGGUCCACCGAAUGCGAAAAAUGGCUCGUCCACCUCCAGUAGUAUAUCAGAGUCACCGCCUGAGCUCAACUUCCAGCAGCGACAACUUUUUCUAGAGUUACAAAGCGCAUUCCACCAGUCCCGUCCUCAAGUCUUUGUUAGUCAGAAAAGUACAGGGGACCAAACAGGACAAUCCAAUCAAAAGCCAAUUCCAUCCAACAAUCAGACCGAAUCACAAAGUUCAUCGUCGCAGAAACUAAUUUCAAAUUUUGAAGAUUUAAAAGUGAGCGACCUCAGGGCAGAACUGAAAAAGAGGAACUUACCCGUAUCGGGAUCCAAGCCUCAACUCAUCGAAAGACUGAAAUCUCACAACCCUUCAUCAAACGACUUGGUGGCAUCUUCAGGUCAGACGCUGGAUCCCUCGGAUGUGAGUGCGAUAAGUGUCGACAGCCUGCUUCUCGACAACCUAAACACCAUUCCAGUGUCCGGCACACCUCUCAGUGCCGAUAAUGUCAAAGACUUUUUGAGCGCCCUGCCAACCGACGCCCUCUCUUCAGCCCUCAUAUCACUGGAGGACGAUGCCAUAGACCUCGGAGACAUCGGCAACUCUUUCACCUCACUCACCAACGAAGAAAUAGUUCAACUUCAACAGAUCUGCAUCGAGAGGUUAACGAGGGAUCUAGAGAGAUCCAAAAGAAAAUUACAAGAAUGUCAACAACCUUUAAUAACAACCACAACUGCAAAACCAUCCCAAGCACCAUCUUUGGUCACAAAAUCCUCCUCCCAAUCCAGCAAUAAUAAUUUUAGAAAUGGAGAAACAACAGUGGGUAACAAUGAAAACAAAACAGCACAGAAGCAGAUCAUACAACAGCUCCUGCAACAAAAAAUACAGAGACAAGAACUGGAACAACAGAAAUCUCAGAGACAGCAAAGCACUUCUAAUGGAACUCCUGUGUCUUCUUCCUCCUCCUCCAAUCCAAACUCCACUUUGACGGCUCUUCUCAAGAGUGGACCCCUGAAUGUCGACAUUGAUCUGGUCGCAAAAACUUUAUUUCCUCCGUCAUCCCCCGUGAAAAAAGAAAAGACUGAUUUCCUCAAUCCAGAACAUACCUUCAAUGGUAUUGUGGAGGAAGAUUAUCCCGGUGUUAUACCGAUAUUUUCCAGCACAUCCGACACAGUGACAACAAGUACGACCGUCAUCUCGCCACCUAACGUUCUCACAAACAGGUCAUCUUCAUUACCUAGUUUCUCCGCAUUGUGUAAGCCUCCACCUACACGAAGUAACACCGAUCCUCAGUUUCAAAUAUCGAGACCCCCUCCUGAUUACGACGCAGCCACGAGGCACCUCAACAAGGUUAAACAGCAGCAUCCCGUGACGGGAGAUGAUGGAAAUCCGCGCCAUCCUAAAAAACACAAAACAUCUGUCAAGAGUCAAGCCGUAGACGAUGUCCUAGCAGUACUCAUAGCGAGUGGAGAUCUACCUCCCAGUGCAGCUGAAGAGCCAACAUCAGCCUUGACACCCCUAUCAAACAAUGGAGACUCCAUUCCACUGUAUCAAACAUCCAUUGCCUCAGGUGAUGUCUUUUUUUCUAAAGCGUCCACUUCCUACCUCUCGACAACGGUCAACUCAAUGGACGGUCCCAACUCCCCUGACAUCAACCUGGCACAAUCUGUGAUGGACAUGACUCCACCCUCAUCCGCUGGAUUUGGGGAGACAGGAUGCUCGACCACAGCCUCACUGGACUUUGGUCCCCUUCUGGACUUGAACGAUAUGGACUUGGGACUGGACGGUGAUGAUCAAGUAUCCUCCACACUGGACCCAACUCUGACCAUAUCCUUGCCUCAAGAACUCCGAGCCUCCUUGGAUUAUGGGGUUAAUAAAUCAAGUGUCAACUGCUCUUUGAAAUCUAUAAACGACAAAGGGACCGAAAACGACAUCAUCGAUUGGCUGCCAAUACACAGUGAAAGUUCCGCUCAAUCAUCAACAUCAAACAACUUUCAGAAUUCGUCUUCAUCAUACUCCCUAUCUUGUGAACCAGACUCUUUAUUCCCCAAUGGUCAAGACACUUUGGACUUCCUCGGUGAUGACAUGGACUUUAAUUCGCCGAACGAUUUGUUUUUCCCUUGGGGGGAGAAACCAGACUUUACCUAAAUGAAUAUGCCAUAUCAUUUAAAUGCUCGAGAUCGAACACUGAAUUCAUCUUUUGCUGGCUUUUCGCUGAUUCACCACAAACCUCUGUUGAAUUGAAACUUCAUAAAAAUUAUCGUUCCUCAUAUCAAUCCUUUGAUGAUAAUAAAGUUUAUACUGAUGAUGGAAGAGAACCCAUUUAAAGACGAUGGUUUGUCAUGUGCCAUAUUCUAUUGUGUGCCUUAAUUUAUGUGUGGACAGCGAGGGGACACCAAGGACAGCAUGUCCGUCGCUUACAAGAAAGAUUGGACCAGAUAAGAUUCCCUCCUAAAUUGUGCCGCCCUAUGUGUUGUAUUAUUUUUGAUGUGGUUUGCAUCAUUUAGGAGCUUGUGGACCAAUAGAGCUUUAUCACAUUUUUUUUUGUAUUUACAAUUAAGUAUAAGGGGAUACUUAAUUCAUGUCCAAGAAAAAAAAAUGCCAAAUUUUUGAAUAUGAUGUUUUGAAUACUUGAAAUAAGGCUUUUCUUUUUCAAUGUUAUUCCUACUGAAUAUGCCUUUCUGUUUGAAAAGUUGUUAAAAAAACAACACCUUUAGCAAAAGUUCUAUUUCUUUUUUUUAAAGCCCACAUUUAUAUUAGAAAUUUAGUGUCUUGACAAAUUUUAAAAACAUACAGUAAGAUUUUACCUAUUUGACUGUUAACCGUAAAUCACAUGUCUUUAGACUUCUUAAAUUUUCAUUUGGUAUGAGGAGUGACUAAGUACUCAGACCACAAACAGGAAUUUUUUUUUUAAUUCAGACUUACUAGCCACAACAUCAUUGUGGUAUUUUUCAAAUAAUAUAAAUUAUAAAAAAUAAAAAAAAAUUCUCCAAAUAAUAGAAACUUUUAACACUAACAUUUUACACCCCUUGACGCAUGCAUGUUCUGAUGUAAUUCAGGUUUCCCACUUAUUUUUAGAUAUAAAAUUCCCUGACUUUCCUAGGUUUUCCAAGAAAUUCCACUUUACAUUUUUGCAAUAUUUCAUGCAAAAAAAGUUUUUUUUUAUUCAAUAAGCAAUGAAACUUACUUUGUCACAGAAAAUAUGUCAAAUGCUACAGCUUUGCAAAAAACAAAAUUUUAGUACUUGAUUUAACUAUUGAUAAAAUCAAUAUUUUGCACAAAAACUGGGGAAAAUUUUAAAAAAUUCAACGUAUAGUUUAUGAAGAGUCAGUUAUAAGAGAUUUUACUUACAAUUUAGAACCAAAAUUAAUGUAUACAGAAAGUUUAAUAAAAAAUUAAAAAUUAUAGUAUUAUUGAACUGAAAAAAGAAAUUUGAUAACCAAGUAAUUUUUAUUUAUUAAUAA